Molecule: messenger RNA, 3461 nt
Organism: Harpegnathos saltator (Jerdon's jumping ant)
Lineage: Eukaryota; Metazoa; Arthropoda; Insecta; Hymenoptera; Formicidae
Gene: toy
Product: paired box 6 protein twin of eyeless
Exons: 9
Coding region: 245-1783 (512 amino acids)
Biological process (GO): anatomical structure development; regulation of transcription by RNA polymerase II
Molecular function (GO): RNA polymerase II cis-regulatory region sequence-specific DNA binding; DNA-binding transcription factor activity, RNA polymerase II-specific
Source: RefSeq, a predicted model, not a curated record
CGGCGGCGGCGGAGGCGGCAGCAGCACGGUCGGCGGCGGUCGGCUGAGCCUGCACCUUCGUCCUUGCGGAGGCGGCGGUGGCGGCGGCAUCGCCGAAAGUGACAGCGUUCCGGAUUACCCGCCGAGCGCUGCGGCAGUGCGGAGCAGGGAGGCGGCGGCGGCGGCGCUGCACGCGGCAAGAACCCUGUUGGGCGCGGGGGUGGCCAACCCUUGCUCGCCCACCCCCGAGCCGCCCUUCUGGAAGAUGCCGCAUAAAGAGGAGGACUUGAUGCACGGGGGUGGCGCGGGUAUUGGCGGGGGUUCUAUGGUCGGACAGAACUCAAUAUUUGGGUGCUCGGCUGCAGGACACAGCGGGGUUAACCAGCUCGGCGGCGUUUACGUCAAUGGCCGACCAUUGCCGGACUCCACGAGGCAGAAGAUCGUCGAGCUAGCCCACAGCGGGGCCAGACCGUGCGACAUAUCGCGCAUAUUGCAGGUCAGCAAUGGCUGCGUCUCCAAAAUCCUCGGCAGGUAUUACGAGACCGGCUCGAUCAAGCCACGGGCGAUCGGCGGCAGCAAGCCACGGGUGGCGACAACCCCUGUGGUGAACAAAAUCGCCGAUUACAAACGGGAAUGCCCGUCGAUCUUCGCCUGGGAAAUUCGUGAUCGGCUCCUGCAGGAGGGCGUUUGCAAUAACGACAAUAUACCCAGCGUGUCGUCCAUUAACAGGGUGCUCAGAAACCUGGCCUCGCAAAAGGAGCAACAGGCGGCCGCGGUGCAGGCGCAUCAGGGCGCCGAGAGUGUCUACGACAAGCUGAGAAUGUUCAACGGCCAGGCGGCGGGCUGGCCGCCAGCGUGGUAUUCGGCGACACCUUCCCAUCACCCGUUGGCCACGGGAAUUCCAACCGCAACUCCCGGAUCGGGCCAGACUCUCUUGCCCGGCAGCCAGCUCCACGGGCGCGACGACUCGUUGCUGAAACGGAGCGACACCGGCUCUCUAUUGUCGCAUCAACAGGAGACAACUUCGGACGGUAAUUCGGAGCACAACUCCUCCGGGGACGAGGACUCGCAGGUGCGGCUGAGGUUGAAGAGGAAAUUGCAGCGCAACCGAACUUCCUUCUCUAACGAACAGAUAGACAGCCUCGAGAAAGAAUUCGAGCGGACACAUUACCCGGACGUGUUUGCACGGGAGCGUCUCGCCGAGAAGAUCGGAUUACCUGAGGCACGUAUCCAGGUGUGGUUCAGUAAUCGCAGGGCGAAGUGGCGUCGAGAGGAGAAAUUACGGAACCAGAGGAGGGCGGCCGUCGAUCAGGUGGUUGCCGGCGGCAGCGGCGGGGGUAGCGGCGCCGCACCCCCCGCGGCCACCCCCGCUACGCCACGGUUGCCCUUAAACGCCGGAUUCAACGCCAUGUACUCGUCGAUACCGCAACCAAUCGCCACCAUGCCCGACACGUACAGCUCGAUGUCAAGCAGCCUGGGCGGGUCAAUGGGCGGAAGCUGUCUUCAGCAACGUGCCGACGGCUACCCGGCGUACGUGUUCCACGAGCCGCUCCACUCGCUCACGCAGUCUUACUCGCACGCGCACAGCGCGGCCGCGCACUCGCAACCUCAUCGCGGCAUCCCGACGUCUCACGGCGGCACCCCCGCGACGCCGGGAGGACAACCCGCCGGCCCCGGUGGAGCACCCUACCAGCCGACGACCUCGACCGCGACCGGAGUGAUAUCGGCUGGCGUCUCGGUGCCGGUGCAGAUCCCGUCGCAGACCCCGGACCUGGCGGGCAACUAUUGGCCGAGGCUCCAGUGAUCCCAGCUCUUCGGGUUCCCGCCCGCGAGCUUGCUCGUAGGCCAGGAGAGCCCGCCGCCGCCGAGCGCCACCCCGGGCGCGGUGCCUCGACCGCUCCUCGCGUCCCUCGGGAUCCCGACGCAGUCGACGCAGCAUCAGGCCCCGAGCACACCGGCGACCACUCCUGUGCACAAUUCCGACACCAGUGAGUGAAUCGACUGAUUUUCUCGUGCGACGUGAUUUUCCGCGCGCUCAGCCUCGCGUCGAGACGGGGCGCGGCGUCGGGCGGCGACGGCGACGAGCCGUAGAGACGCGGAGUUGAGACGCCACUUCGGGACGAUGCCACAGGUCCGCUCCGGCUCGGAGACGUGCUGCGUUCUCGCCGGAACGGUGCGCGGGACGGCCGCCGAGUGACGCCAUGCGACGCAAGUGUUCGAAAAUCUCCCUCCGUUGUCCCUCCGUCGUCUCUCCGCGAGAGCCAAGAGCGGUUUCUUCAGCGCGCCGUCGAGACUCGCCGCUUCCUGGGCCAGGCGCGGGAAGGAGCCCGCCGCGCUCUUCAGCUCGACCGAGGCGACGUGCCGAGGUCGUCGGAGCUGAUCCUUCGACGACCGGCACUCGCCGAAUGAAGCAACUCGCGUCCACGAACGUUUACGACCGUCAAUUUUCUCAAAGGCAAUACCUAUCUACACGAAGCUACUCGAUUAGGUUAGACGAUAGGAUGUAGGUUCUCCCCGGCCCGCCACGACCCUCUCCACCUUCUUCGACAAUUUGUAAGUUUGCCAACGCCCGCAUCGACGCAUCGGGAUGUGCCGCCGUCGCGGAAAUUUUUAAGCACGAGCUACUCGUCGCAAUUAAGUUGCCCCUCCCCCCCUCCCCCUCCCUGCCGCUGCCCCCGAAAUCACACCAACGACACACGACGGUUCUCUUUUCCGUUCCUCUUUGACCAACGACCGGAUUUCACGCGGAGCGGGAUUUCACGCGGACGGACGGACGGACGGACGGACGGACGGACGGACGGUGAACCUUUGCAACUCGAGCCGAUCUCACAUCUUCCUCACUUCGUGUCUGGUCUAGAUUUCGUAGAUGUAUACGCAUGACCCGGGUCACGCAGGGUACUUACCUAUUCUCUCGCGAUAGUACGCGCGAACGAUACGCGCGCGGGCUGUCGUCGUCGUCGCGUCGAGAAACCUGCGCGUGCAAAAUCUCGCGAGAGUCGAGAGUCGUCGUCGCGCGCAAAAUUCUCGUCCCUUCCAUCCGCAGCGGGAAGAGAACAGAGAGGAGAGGGGAAAGGAGAAGGACAUUUUCCUCGGGAGCGAGUCUCGUCGCGCGGCGUCCGCCGACCGCGGCUUCCUCUCCUUUUCCGCGCGACGCGCGCCGCUUGAGUUAUUUUUCAUUUUCAGCCGACGCGCGAAUUCUCCCGUUUAGUUUGCCGAAAAUCGAUCGAUGUCAAGAGCAUUCAUUAAAUUUACAGCGCUCUUGUUUUUCGGUAUAUCGGCGGGCUUUAUUACCGGAUUUAUUGGAUACCGCCGGGCGCAUAUUGUUUGCCGCACGUUGUAUCGGUUUCCGGCAAAUAUUUUCCUUCGUGUAAGGGCGGCCGCGAACCGCGCGUGGAAAUUGAAAGGGAGAGCCGCAGACACGUAGGCGGCCGCUCCGCUCUCUCUCCCUCUCUCUCUCUCCCUCCCUCCCUCCCUCCCUCCCU